Messenger RNA from Penicillium subrubescens, 789 nucleotides. RefSeq names its product isopentenyl-diphosphate delta-isomerase IDI1 (gene idi1). The coding region runs from base 1 to 789 and encodes 262 amino acids. Gene Ontology annotation, molecular function: isopentenyl-diphosphate delta-isomerase activity. The record is from RefSeq and is a predicted model, not a curated record. Gene Ontology annotation, cellular component: cytoplasm. NCBI's taxonomy places the organism in Eukaryota, Fungi, Ascomycota, Eurotiomycetes, Eurotiales, Aspergillaceae. The transcript has 3 exons. Gene Ontology annotation, biological process: isopentenyl diphosphate biosynthetic process.
AUGAGCGCUACAAUGACAGUGACCGCUCCGGUGGAGAUCACGGCAGACAAUGUUGCCACUAUCUUCCCCGACGUCGAUACCUCUCUCGCUCGGGAUAUCCUCCCCUCCGCCACUAGCGACGGAGCCGCCCAGAGCUCUGAGCUCGCGGGAUACGAUGAGGAGCAGGUUCGGUUGAUGGAGGAAGUCUGCAUUGUUCUGGACAAUGAGGACCGUCCCAUUGGAAGUGCCAGCAAGAAGACUUGGUCUCCUCCACCGUGCCUUUUCCGUUUUCCUCUUCGACUCGAAGAACCGCCUUCUGCUCCAGCAACGCGCCACCGAGAAGAUCACAUUUCCCGAUAUGUGGACCAAUACCUGCUGCUCCCACCCCUGGGCAUCCCCGGUGAGACCGGUGCCGAGCUCGAUGCCGCGGUUGAGGGUGUGAAGCGUGCGGCGCAACGGAAGUUGAACCACGAGUUGGGUAUCAAGGCGGAGCAGGUGCCAAUCGAGAAGUUCGAGUUCUUCACUCGCAUCCACUACAAGGCUCCCAGUGAUGGCAAGUGGGGAGAGCACGAAGUUGACUACAUCCUUUUCAUCCAGGCUGAUGUCGACCUGGAGCCCAGCCCGAACGAGGUGCGGGACACCAAGUACGUCUCGGCUGAUGAGCUAAAGGCCAUGUUCGAGCAGCCCGGUCUCACGUUCACCCCCUGGUUCAAGCUUAUCUGCAACUCGAUGCUGUUCGAGUGGUGGAGCCACCUGGGCACCUCAGCUCUGGACAAGUACAAGAACGAGACCCAGAUUCGCCGGAUGUGA